This is a messenger RNA of Amphibalanus amphitrite, 2216 nucleotides long. Its product is annotated as zinc finger protein ZFPM1-like. The coding region runs from base 186 to 1454 and encodes 422 amino acids. The transcript has 2 exons. Lineage: Eukaryota; Metazoa; Arthropoda; Thecostraca; Balanomorpha; Balanidae. The record is from RefSeq and is a predicted model, not a curated record.
AUUUGACGAGCGACACCUACGGGGUCGUGCGGCAAAAACUUUCUCUGUCCGCGGGCGCCACUGCAGCGACACCUGCCGUGUGGCUCCAACACUAUUGGCUCAGUCUGUGCGCCCACGCCGUGCCGCGAACACUGAUCCUACACAUUGUUCAGCGUUCCGAUUGUAGUUGGACCACAUCUGCUGCUAUGCCACGGGCCAAGUCGUCGGCGGGCCGUGCCCCGGCACGCCCCCUGCCAGCGCCACGGACGGACGCGCCGCGACGCGCCACUACGAGACGCUCCGCGGCGGCCGCGGCCGCGUCUGGCGCUGGUGCCACGAGCCGCCGCACGCCCGCUGCUGCGGCGAGGCGACAGGCCGCAGUGAUGGCCACCACUCCGCCCAAUCCAGGGCGGGGCCAUGCUGCUACAACGUCGGCCGCCGCCGCCUCGCCCCCUGACGCCGCGGUCAUCGACCCCGCCGCUCUUCAAACAAUGGUGGGCGACAUGGUCCGGGCCGCCGUCGCCGCCGCUCUACCUGCCAGCGAGCCAUCACCGCCGGCGACGGUCGCCGUGCAGCGCGGUCCGGCACAGCGUCUCCAGGAUGGGCCAGCUGCCCAUCUGACGUCCGCCGACCACGCCUACACGCCGGCUGCCGAACUGCAAGCCGGGCCAAUGGCGCUCCCGGCGGUUCUCUCCGGCGCCCCUCCGACCGCCGCCGGCCCUGCUCCACCUGCGCACCUGCCAGCGGCGCAGUUGCCCGUCGCCGGCCGUCCGCCGGCACCGGUGGAAAAUGCCGCAGGUGACGACCUAGCGGCCCGCGCUGCCGUAUCCCCCGCGGUGGCGGCCCUCAUCGUGUCCCAUCAAUUCAUUGACCUAAACACUCUCCUCAACGACUCUAUCCCCCCGGCAGAACCAGGGCUGUUUUGCCUUAUCGACGGCCGUCUCCGUCCCUCGGUACAGCGCCGCCCAAUCCCGCAUUUCGGCGCCUGGGCCACCGCGUUUCUUCGAUACGCGGCCGUGUACUUGGCUGCCCACCCCGCUGACGCCUCCGGUCUGUUGCGCCACAUGCAACAAGUGUCCUCGCUGCAGGCGCCCGGCCUUGGAUUCGCGUGGCGCGAUUUCGAUGAGGCCUUUCGGCGCGCACGGGGCCUCUGCCCGGAAGCUCACCCAUGGGGCUCCACGGCGGCCACGUCUCCCAUUUGGCUCACCGCAAUCGCUCGCGGAAUCGCCGGUUCUCGGGCCGGGUCUGCAGCCGGUGUAAGCGGCGAGGGUCGGGGCGGCUCUAGCCGGCCGGCCGCCGCGUCUGGCUCUUUUCGCGCGCUCUGCCUCGGCUACAAUCGCGCCGCCGGGUGCCGCCGGUCCCCGUGCCUGUUCCGGCACGAGUGCCGCCUCUGCCGUGGCCCCCAUAGCGUGCUCGCCUGCCCUCGCCGCGCCGCCCCGGCCCUCCCCGGCACCCGCCGCCCCGGCCGCGAAUGACUCCCUCACUCCGCCGGUAUCAGUCCCGCCCGACCACCUCGCGCUGCUCCUGACAGGUUACGACCCCGCCCUGGCCGCGCAGCUAGUGCACGGUUUUCGCUACGGCUUCCCGCUCGGCAGCGCCGAGGUCCCCUCUGGUGACUCGGGCGGCAACCUUCCAUCCUGCUCUCUGGCGCCGGAAGUCGUGGACGCAUAUGUCGCGGCUGAGACGCGCGCGGGUCGGAUAGCCGGUCCUUUCUGUCCCGCGCCGCCAUGGAUCGUCCGUUUUUCUCCCAUUGGUCUAAUCCCCAAAAAGUCUCCGGGCUCGUUUCGGGUCAUUCACCACCUGUCAUUUCCCACCGGCGUUUCCGUCAACGAUUUCAUUCCCCGGGAGCGCACAUAUGUUCAAUACGGGUCGGUGGACGAGGCUCUUCGCCUGAUUGGGUCCUUCCAACGCCCCUACCUCGCCAAAACCGAUAUUGAGAGUGCAUUCCGCAUCGUGCCCGUCCGCCCGGCGGACGCCGCCAUGCUCGGUUUCCAUUGGCGGGACUGCGCAUACGUGGACCUUUGCCUUCCUAUGGGCUGUGCCAGCUCAAUCAGCUAUUAUCGGUGGAAUCCGUCGUGCGUGGCAUGGGAGUGCGUGCCCCUGCUCCGGGAGGCAGUGAGGUGGAGGGAAGUGCAGUGCAGCAGUGCAGUGAAGUGAAGUGAAGUGCUCCGGGGCCGGGUGGUACAUGAGCAUUUGCCACCAACACAUGCCACCGACACCGACGUUGAUCAACUUUG